Molecule: messenger RNA, 2375 nt
Organism: Oreochromis niloticus (Nile tilapia)
Lineage: Eukaryota; Metazoa; Chordata; Actinopteri; Cichliformes; Cichlidae
Product: zinc finger and SCAN domain-containing protein 2
Exons: 4
Coding region: 376-1662 (428 amino acids)
Biological process (GO): regulation of gene expression
Cellular component (GO): nucleus
Source: RefSeq, a predicted model, not a curated record
UGUAGAGAGAUUUUGGAGGAUCAUAUGCUACCAUCCAGACAACAUGUUCUUUAAUGGGAGGCCUUUUAAAAAUGUAAACCCAUUGACAAAUUUGCUGUAUCGAAACAAACUAAUACCACGAAGCCAACUGUUGAGCAACUAAAACUAUAUCAACCAAAACUACAGAAACUGCUCUUUUCAAACACACACGCCAAGCAAACAUCAUCACCAGCCAAACAUCACCCCCCACCUCCCAGUGUCCCUGCUUUCUGGGUAUUACGGUAAUCAGCAUCAUGCUACCAGGAAGGCCAUUGUGUUGUCUCUUUUGUUAAGCUAACCUACUGACCGUGUUGCGCCUUUUUUCCAACACAAAUCUCGGCGGCAGCAAAGUGAAACAUGUCCACAAACAUGCCACCGGGGAGCCUGAAUCUGGAGUCACAGCUUUUGUCCAUUAUGGACGUGCUGGUGAAAGCGGCAGUGGCAGAAAUCAGCCAGCUGUUCUCGGAGAGCUCGGCGUCUCUCCGUCUGCAUUUAACCCAGAGCUUGAAGGAAAACGAAAACCUGAGGACGAGGAUGAAGGUUAUGAGGAGUGAGCUCUUCUCCCUCAGGCUACAAACCAGAACUAAUCGACCAGCGAGCCGCUUUUCUCCCGUCAGAGGAAACAUAACCAAACCACGAGCUAAGCCACAAGUUCUCAUCAAAUCACAAGUGGCUCAAAAGGCGGGUGGGGAAGCUGCUUCUAUCGUCCUGCAGUCGGAGAAAAAGACCACCUCCUCUGCAGCUCAAGUGCAGUGUGCAGAUGUGGAGAGUCCAGAUGUCAUUCUAAUCAAAGAUGAGGAUGAUGUGGGAGGAUGUGGCCCAGAUAUUGGUGAUCAGGGUGACUUUAGAAACCACAGCCUGCAGGGCGGUGUUGCAACAGGAGCUCAGAAUUUGGAGCCAGCUGGUUCCUCUUGCUCAACAGGUGAUAAUGAGGAGCUGAGAAUCGUGUGCGUUCACGGCCGAGGCGAAGGGCCUCUACAGGAUGAAAGUGACACCCUCUUCUCUGCGUCUGAGCUUCAGGCUUUUAGCUCUCUGUCCAACCACAACGUCAGCCACGACAACCUCCUGAAUUUCACCACCGGCGCAAGUGACAGAGCUCCAAUGAGAGUCACACAGGAUAACAGUGCCGGACUGGUGAGAAACAACCAACUUGAAAGAAAUAAUUCCACACAAAUGGCUCCGACAGCAUUGAACCCUGGAUUGAAAUCACCACUAGUAGUAACUGAGGGUCAGGUGGGGCACCCCAGUCACAUGAGCCAGUUCCCACAGCAGCAGAAUGUCUUCCCUCACACCGCCAACAAAUCCCUGGACUGCAACUUCUGUGGCGAGCGCUUCCACAGCCGCGAAGACCUCAUAGUACAUCGCGCGAGUCACACCGGGGAGUCUCCGGUCCCUUGCUCUCUGUGCGGCAAGUCGUUUGUCAAUAAGACCACACUUAGCAUCCACAUGCGCAUUCACACGGGCGAGAAGCCGUACGCAUGUGCGCAGUGUGGAAAACGCUUCACGCAGAACGGCAGUCUGAAGAUCCACCUGCGGACACACUCCGGAGAGAAGCCGUACACCUGCAGUCAGUGCACAGCCAGUUUCAACAACCCCAGCAACCUUCGCAGACACAUGAUCACACACACCAACGGGACGCUCUGACCCCAACGGAUUAGAAAGACUUGAUAGACUUUGCAGUUUAGAAGCACUUUUACUGUCAUUUGUGCCACAGUGUAAAACUGUUUUGGAUCACGCGCACUUGUAGAUUCCAGGUACGCUGACACAAACAAGCAUGAUCGCUGUUCAGAUUUUUUAAUUACAGGAAAACCGUCUUUCUAUUCUCGAGCGUGCACAACAGAUCCUCAAAUGAAGACACUGAAAUAAAGAACCAUGUCACAGUUAGCAGUGGGUGACUGUGGAUUACUUCUGUUUUGGUUAUCAUUUAAAGCCUGAACCACAAAAUAAUUGCCAAAAAAUGUUUAAUGAAAUUACUGAACCUUCCGACGAGUUUUUAAAAAUAAUAUUUGAAUAUUAAUUUGCAUAUAUGAGUCUAACUUUGUUUCAUAUUUUUUGGGAUUAAUACCUUAAAAAUGUAAUGUGCAAUUUAUUUAGGUUUGUCAGGGGGGAAAAAUUGCACUAGAAGUCUCCGAAAAUGCUGUCAAAUAUAAUACGCUACGCAUUUUUGGUUAAAGCGCAUUUUAUAGCACACUUUUGUACUGAUAAAACACCACGACAAGACUGUUUGUGGCCAGAUUUGAGUUUUUCUGAAUUUUAUUUAUGCACCACAUUCAAUACAGUGUUAGAAAGCAUUCCAGCUCAAUGAUUUGCCCACUGCAGGAAACUGAUAUUUAUUAAAUUUCUGUUUUCUGACCCCA